Molecule: messenger RNA, 1454 nt
Organism: Sphaerodactylus townsendi
Lineage: Eukaryota; Metazoa; Chordata; Lepidosauria; Squamata; Sphaerodactylidae
Gene: ACKR1
Product: atypical chemokine receptor 1 (Duffy blood group)
Exons: 1
Coding region: 155-907 (250 amino acids)
Biological process (GO): inflammatory response; chemokine-mediated signaling pathway
Cellular component (GO): membrane
Molecular function (GO): chemokine binding
Source: RefSeq, a predicted model, not a curated record
UUAGGGCCAGGAUCUACGCCUGGACAUUUCAAAGUUGGAGGAUCUGCUACUUGACUAUGAGCUAAAUUACUCUGACUACUACAUCCCUGAAGACCUUCCUGAAGCAUGCCACAGCCGUUACUGCUCUGUCUUCGGUGACCACGUCCCAGGAUUCAUGCUGGCCCUGAGCAUCCUCGGCUUAUUGAGCAACAUAGCCCUCGGCACGGCCCUGGCCGCGUACCCGCACCUCUGGGAUCAACAGCACCCGGGCAAAGCCAUUCUCUCCUUAGUGACAAUUGCCAGUGGCAGCUUUGCGGCCAUCUUGUUGGCGUUCGCAGUGGGCUGGGGAGCUGGGGGCAUCUUCUGCAAGGUGGCUCAUGCGCUGCAGUACGGGAGUCUCUUUGCUCAGGGGCUCUUGGUGGCCAGGAGCUCCUGUCUGCUCUGGGGUCUCCCCAGCUGCGUGUUUCUCGUAGCGCUCUGGGCAGUGGGGUUCCUGCUAUCAGUUCCCACAGCCAUGAUCAGUGUUUUGGGUGAUGGUAACUGGGCCAUUUGCACCCUGAGACCACAAGCCAAGCUGGACCCGUGGUACAUAAUCCACGUUACCCUCUGCGUGGCUGAUUUUCUUAUCCUCCCUAUGCUAAUGGGCUUGGCUAAGGUGACUUCCAAGUGGCGUAAAUGCAGCUGCCACCUGCGCAUCGGCCUGACCUGGCUUUUUUACCUCUUCUGGGCACCAUAUGGGGUGGCCAUGAUCCUGAAGAUACUUGUUCAGGAAGAGCUGCUUCGCCCUAGCUGCCCUUUCCAGGAGGCUCUCGACUUCUUCUUUGGGCUGUCGGUGGGACUGGGCAUGCUCCAUUGUGUCCUAUGCCCACUGACCAACUUGGGGGCUGCCAUACGUCACCAAAAAACAACUCAACCAGACAAUUGCUAAACAGGCACUUUUUCCACAUCAAAAUAAAACAUUUUUGAAGCAGGAAAUAAAACAUUUCCUCCGAGGAGUUCCACAACGUUGAUCAGCCCAAAAAUAUUUGAAGUCCAGCCUGAAAAUACAUCCUCAAUUUAAACGCAUCCUUGAUUUUAGGAAUGCUUUUGUUGAAAUGUUUUCAAAAUGUUUUGGCUUGUGGUGCGCAUCUCUUUAAAACAUUUUCUACACCUCUCUGCAGUCCCCAAACUUUCUCCUGGGGGCCAUUUUCUGAGAUCGCUCCUUCGUCUCACCUGUUUAUUUUCAUCAGGGUUCUUUUUUUAAUUUUGGGGGUGAUAUCUUUGAAGCUUCAAGGGCACGACCUAUGAAGAAUCGCAGCUUGAGGCUUUGAAGCGUCAUUCACGGAAAAGUGGAGGGAAAAGGAACAAGGACAAAAUGGCGGCUAGGAAUCAUUUUGAGGGAGUGAGUGCAAACCAAAGGAGGGAGGGGAUCGAAAAUGUUUUGCAAAUGUUUUCACUGACUUGUGCAAAAAAAGACAGGAACCUACAUCCCACAA